UUGACUCCGUCCCUCCCCCAUCUCUCUUUCUCUGCAUAUUUCCUUUGGCAGCUGACCGCAGCUCUCAGAAAUCAGAAUCUUAUUACUUUCCGAAGAAAAUAAAAUAAAAAUCAGAUUUUAACAGUUAUUGGAGUUUUGGAGGAGCUCUGGACCAUCUCUAGUUGGCAAACUAUUUACACUCUCUUUCCGACAUCACAACAGAAUAUCUACAAGAUUACCAGUACCAGUUAAAGGCAAAGCCAGAAGUUCAUUUACUUUAAUGUUUUCUGGUAUAUUGAAGCUGGCAUACCGAAACAAAAAACAUGGUUGAGAAUGAUCAAGAGAGGGAAUGCCCAUUCUGUUUUAUGAAUGAGACAUUUGAAUCAGCAGAAGACAUUAACUUGCCAGAAAGUUCAGUCGCAAAUUUAGAGCCGCACCACUUACUUCUUUUGAGGUGGUUCUUCAACAACUUUCAUGGUGUAGACGAAAAGCUUUCGAAGAAAAUAAUAAGUUUUGAUGAAAGAUUUUUACUUGGUUGCCUAGAACUUAUACACGCUCAAGCAUCUAGGGUAGCCACUUGUUAUUUGUCCCCAGAUAUGGAAGUUUUCUCAGAUAGCUUAGAUUCAAUACAAGAUAAUGACAUCUGGAUGGACAAUAAGACAGAUUUGGUUGUUGAAUGUUCUCGUGAAGGAGGUAAUGGUGAGAAUGUUGUCAUGAAGUCUACUGAGGAUUGGAUCGUUGGUUCAAUUACGGGUAGUAAGAGUAUGAUGAACAUACUGAAGAGCCCUUUACUUAACAGGCCGGGUACCCAAGGAUCCAACUCUGGAAAGAUUGGAUCACUAGAUCUUAAGGACCCAAAAUAUUCUGAUGUGAUAAGUUCUCGUGGUGGCUUUAGUACUAGUUCGUCCGUUGGAUUUCCAGGACAUAGAAAGCACUAUUCUAUGUCAACUACAAUCUCUACAUGCUCAGAUCAGUCUUCUUUUGUAGCUUCUGUUAUUUCUCACGGCAUGCUUGAGAUAACAUGGAAAGAUGAUUUGCCACAUUUUGUUCUUUCUAUGGAUGGUAAGAAGGAGGUAUACGUUGCAGAUGUGGUCAAGGCUAACUCGGCUGAUGACAAGUGUUUGGAUUAUUUGUACACAUUUCGUUUAAGGCCAGAAGGAAAACUAGAGGAUAGUAUACGUGAAACCGAAUUAGCUUUUCUUGGUAAAAUGACAGUUUCUACAUCUUUCACACUCUCUCCGAACGAGUUAGAGAUUAUGGAGACCCUGUUUGUCCUGUAUGGUUACAGUGAUGAUUGUGCACAUAAUUCACUAACUUCAAACCACAUUCGCAGAAAAAAUACAAAACUAUCAAAGAAAGGACUGGUCGACAUGUUUAGGCAGAGAAAGCUGUUGAAGUUUGAUGAAAGAACAAAUGCCAUUCUUGAAGAGAGUUCCAUGGAUACCUGUGGUAAGCCUGACUUGGGUGGCAUUAACCACACAGAUUAUCAACUCAUCACAAACUUUGAGCAGGUUGCUAUAGUUGUCAGAAGCCAUCUUCACAAUAACACCCAUAAGAAGGCAGGAGCCGGAGGAUGGGGCUUGAAUUUCCUCAAAAAAACAAGGGUUAGGCAGGAGAUCAAGUGUUUAGAGACUACAAGUGUUGAAUGGUCAACAACCACGAAUGUAAUAAUACCAGCCGGUUUCCAUGGUGGACCGGUAACCAGAAAUGGGGGCCCCACUAGCCUGAUAGAUAGGUGGUCUUCGGGAGGGCACUGCGAAUGUGGAGGUUGGGAUAUUGGUUGCCCGCUGACAAUUCUCAACACUAGACGAAACCCCGUUGAAACCUUUUCUGGAGAAGACGAUGUAUCCAUAGAUUGCAAAACUAUAGAUCUCUUUGUACAGGGCUCAAGACAAAAUGUACCAAUAAUGAAAGUCUCGAACCUUCGCGACGAUUUAUUUUAUGUUCACUUUGAACCGAACCUGUCACCCCUGCAGUCAUUCGCUAUUGCUGUUGCGAUUAUUCAUAGUCAUGAACCUAUUUUUCGGUCCAAAAUGUACCGGAGGUGAUGGGAACAAGAUAAAGAUUUGGCUCCUAAGGCAUAGAUCAAUUUGUGGAUAUUCAUUGUGUACAUCUAGUGUGAGUUUUUUUCUUUUGUUUUGUUUACAAAAAAUGUAGUUGAGAGAGACUUGUUUAUACUGUCUAGAUAUGCAACUCCUUUUG
This is a messenger RNA of Cuscuta campestris, 2181 nucleotides long. The record is from the annotation of a GenBank genome assembly. Lineage: Eukaryota; Viridiplantae; Streptophyta; Magnoliopsida; Solanales; Convolvulaceae.